UGGGCCUCUAUGUUGGGUUCAUUCAGACAAACUUCUUUCACAUAUCUGUGCCUCCUCGCUUUCGCAGAGUUUGGUUUGGUUUGAUCACGGAAGAGUUACUAUUUUGGCAUACUCUUCUUUAUUAUAUGUCUCAUAAUAUUAUUCAAGCUGCGGCUCCGCUUCCAUUUGCUAACCCCAAUAUCGACGCUUUUCGAAGAGAAAUUCGCGCUGGAAACCUACCAGGUGUUCAAAAUACAUUCUCUGAGUGGCUAGAAGACGACCCUUCAAAUAUUUCGAAGAUAGGACGUUUAUAUCUUUGCAUAGGCGAUGCUAUUGAGUGUAGUCAGCAUGAAAUCCUCACCUAUCUGCUAUCGGAAGGUUUUCCUCUCGACAUGUUUGACAUCCGUCUUGCUACCCGCCGUAAGGAACGAUGCGCGCUUGAAAUACUUAUUGCCCAUGGGUGGAACAUCAACAAACCAAGGACUAACCGUGACCCCCCUUUAUUGAGCCAAGCCAUAAAGGAUGAAAAGCUAGCUUCUUGGUUUUUAGACCAUGGAGCUAAUCCAAAUGCUGAAUGCGAUUUUGAUUUUACUCCCCUCUCCGCGGCAAUGGUCAGCGCAUCAUUUGCUACCAUCAAGUUAUUAUUUGAUCGCGGAGGCUCGGUCAAACACGGUCAACUACUCCAUUAUGUUGCCAGACGAAGCGGGCCAGAUCGCAUUAAGAUACUAGAUUUCAUCCUCUCAAAGGGAGCGCCAGGGAUGAACAGACUACUGCACCAGCAUCGGCCUGCUGACUAUUUACCCCUCGAGUAUGCCGGCCUGUCGACUCCGCUAGGGAUGGCUGCUAGAGAGGGGACUUUGGAUAUAGCCCGGUAUCUUUUAAAAAGCGGUGCGGAUCCCACAAUUAAGAACUCGCUAGGAUAUCUACCGAUUGAGACUGCAGAAUAUUAUAAUAAUCAUGACAUCGUUACGCUUCUGUCCGAGUUUGGUGCGGCGUCGUCAAAUCAUUGA
This is a messenger RNA of Pseudogymnoascus verrucosus, 989 nucleotides long. RefSeq lists its product as uncharacterized. Gene Ontology annotation, molecular function: protein binding. NCBI's taxonomy places the organism in Eukaryota, Fungi, Ascomycota, Leotiomycetes, Thelebolales, Thelebolaceae. The record is from RefSeq and is a predicted model, not a curated record. The transcript is spliced from 2 exons. Bases 126 to 989 code for a protein of 287 amino acids.